Effrenium voratum is the source of this 318-nucleotide messenger RNA. NCBI's taxonomy places the organism in Eukaryota, Dinophyceae, Suessiales, Symbiodiniaceae. The record is from the annotation of a GenBank genome assembly.
AUGAUGCAGGCAGAAGAGCCGCAAAAGCAGGAUUCCGACCAGCCAGUUGACUUUGCCUGGCGGCUGAUGCAGAAGGCCAUAAAAAAAACGUGGCAGAAUCACCCGUCCGAGCGGCGGGAAGCGUUGGCCGACGAAGAGAUCUCGGCCAAGCUGCGCAUGGUCCUGCGCCGAGCCGUUGCUGCGCUCUCCCCGCCACGGUGUUUGGGUGAUGGAUGCGAUGGCAAGAUGCCGGCAUCCAUUGCAUGCAACGACCAGUCGACGCUGGCCACCAACAUGCAAUCCCGGCUUCGCAAAAUCGUGCUUGGCUGCCUGGAUUGA